AUGAACUCCUUGGGCUCCCUCGCGCAGCUACAUGCCGAGGCCGAAAACGUCUUUGGUCAGCGCCUGCUGCUCCCCGUUGAUGAACAGUUCGUGCAUUCGUUGCACUGUCCUUCAUCGACGGCGGCCCAGUGCGCAGGCAACUCUGUUUUUUCUGGCCUUUACAACGGCCUGCUUCAACGCACUCGCUGUCGUGACUCUGGCGCGUCCCCUGGCAUCCCGCGGCUCCUGUUUUCUUACGUCGCGGAGGCGGUUGCCGCUAGCCGCAACGGAGAGUUUAUGGGGCCGCUUUGCUCGCCGCUGCGCAAGUCCCACGCGGCGAUGCUGCGCUCAAAUGAGUACUUCUUGACAGAGAAGAGCGAUGGCACGCGUGCAAUUUUGGUGUCGUUAUGUGUGCAAGCGUUUCCGUGCUGGGUGCUCCGGGGCGCUGAUGGCUGCUCCCGCAGCUCCUUGCGCCUGGACGACGUGGCUGCGUUGGAAGACAUGCGGCAACAGUUCUGCCGGGGCGCCACGCCACUGAGCGGUGGUCGGCCACUACAGCUCUCACCCGGUGCGUUUUCCGUGGAGGGUGAAAGAACAAUCUCACCGGAUGGUGAAGUGGAAACAUUUACCUUAAAACCGUGCCCGGCACCGCCUUCGGCAGCGGCCUGCGGGACGAAUAGCGUCACGGCGGAACGCAAGUGGGGUGCACGACAUAUGGCGUACUGCUUCGAUCGUUCGAUGGAGCAGGCGUACCUUCUACUGGAGGAGUACGCGGUCCCGUCGCUUUCCGCGUUUGCCGUGGAUGGAGAAAUGAUGAUUGCCGUGACCGACGUGGGAGAGAACGGGACGAGGCCCAUUUUUGGCUGUUUUGACGUCUUCCGAUACACUCAAGCGAAGGAUGCCGUGGACAGGGACGCCCUUCUGACGCGCUGGCCCAUGUCUAAACGAUACGAGGCGUUGCGGGAGCUGAUUAUUGCGCCCAUGCAUGCCUCAGAAAAUGCACGUAGCCCAGCGCCUUUCUUACAUUUCUUCGCGAAGGAAAUGUUUCCAAUAAAUAAAUUUGGUGAAUGCCUCUCCCGGCUUCGGCGCGCUGCCACGGGUGAAGGCACGGGCGGUGUGGAAUACUACUACGACGGGCCCCAUGGAAUAACUAGGAGCGAUGGGUUCAUCUUUACCCCGGAAAAGUUUGACCUUGUCCAAGGUGCGAGCAAGGAGCAGCUCAAGUGGAAGUGGCCGUCCUUGCUCUCCGUGGAUUGGAGCAUUACCGCUAUUGCGGGUCGCACAGAUGAAUACGUGGUGGAUCUAUUUUUUCGCAAGAGACGCUUUGGACAUCGUCCUGACAGUGUCGGUCGCUCCCGUCUUUCAUCUGCGAUGUUUCUGCUGAACCCUUUUUCGCUCAGGAUACCGACAGAAAGGUCGGUCGUCGCGGAGUGUGUGUUUGACCGCCAGGAGAAGUGCUGGUCCAUUGAGCGUCUGCGCACCGAUAAGGCCGAGCCAAACUCCGUCGUUACGGUCAUUUCGGUGCUGGAGAGUCUUGUGGAGGACGUCACGCUUGAGGUGUUGAUUGACAUGCUCGGCGUAGCGGACCCUCUCUUGGCCAGCGAGGUGCAGUCACUGCAGGGAGACGCGGACGCGGACGCUGGGGCGGAGGAGACAGCCGCCUGGACCUCGGAAGCCUCCGUUGAGCACAGAACGUGUCAGUUAACGCUGCGAGCCACACAAUUGCAGACGCCAGGCGAACAUGAGCUCCAUCUUUACUGGGCAGUUCGGAUUUCCUCCGAAAAGCAGCAUAUUCCCUGCAUUCAUUGUAAGGUGAGCGAGUGUGCAGGGUUGGGGUUUGCCUGUCCGGUGGAGGACAAGACCUCAAGGCUGACCGAAAACUUGUACAUUGCGUUGGCGAACGCAGGCGGAAGUUGUGCCUGGUCGGAUUUUACAGUUGACGCCGUAUUUGACGGAGAUGCGGGACGGUGGAAUAUCGUCUCUCUGCAUCCGACUGGAGAAAAUCGAAAGUCAACCUCUGUAGGUGUCAUUGAGCAUCUGCAGUGCCUUCUUGUGCAUGGACGCGAAACGGCCCGGGCGGUCAUGGCAUUUGCGGACGAGCAACAAACAUACGGCGCAACGAAUGCGCCGACGAUGGGGCUGCUGGAGAAGACAAACAAUCAUUACGCCUGCAAGACAAGGGAGUUGUCCACUGGAAAGGAUCGGAGUGCGUUGAGAUUGUUUAAUAAUUGGGUAAAGAACAUACUAAUUAGCAACGCCGUCGCCUACCUGCAGAUGCAGCGUGGUCGCGACGCCAAGGGGGAUGGUCUGGCUGUGGCAGACUUAUGUUCGGGUCGUGGGGGUGACCUUUUCAAGUGGAGGGCGCACAAGCCGCGGUACCUCUUUAUGGUGGACUCCUGUCUGGAGGCCGUUGCGGAGUCCGCGGCACGGUACUCCGUUUCGAAGGGCCUGAGUGUGAAGGUUGCACCGCAGGAGAAAAGCAACCCCGGCGCCUUUGCGUACUUCACCGUCUGUGACGUGUUUGACGAAACGGGGUCCUUAGCGGCCAAAUUUGAGAACUUCUUCAAUGCAUAUUUGAAGGAGCGGCGGUUUGACAUCGUUUCCUGCCAGUUUUCGCUUCACUACGGCUGCAGCACGGAGGAGCGAAUGAAUUGUUUUCUCCGCGCCGUUUCCGCCGCGCUGCGUCCGGGCGGCGUGUUCAUUGGAACGACGGUGAGCGACGUCGAGUUGCGUCGUCGCCUGGCCGAGCACGGGCCCGUCUUUGGCAACAGCGUCUACACCGUGCGGUUUCCCGCUGAGGCGUCUCCGGGGCAAUCCUUCGGCGUACAGUACUCCGUUUCCGUGGAGUCGAGCGUGAGUGAGCUUCCGGAGUACCUGGUGCCGUGGGAGCGCCUGGUCGCGCUGUGCGGGCCGCUUGGUCUUCAACUGGUGGAGUCGCUGGGGUUCAUGGCGUACAGGGAGCUGCACUACAACACACCCAAGGGGCAGGAGCUGCGGGACGUUGCAGUGGGAGGCGGGAAGCGAGAUUCCGACGGCCAUGCCUCGCUGCCGCUUUCUUCAGAAGAAAUGGAGGCCGCCUCGCUGUUUCGAACGUUCUUCUUCGUUAAAAGCUGA
Trypanosoma conorhini is the source of this 3093-nucleotide messenger RNA. RefSeq names its product putative methyltransferase, putative,mRNA cap methyltransferase-like protein. Gene Ontology annotation, biological process: 7-methylguanosine mRNA capping. The transcript has a single exon. The record is from RefSeq and is a predicted model, not a curated record. Bases 1 to 3093 code for a protein of 1030 amino acids. Lineage: Eukaryota; Euglenozoa; Kinetoplastea; Trypanosomatida; Trypanosomatidae. Gene Ontology annotation, molecular function: mRNA 5'-cap (guanine-N7-)-methyltransferase activity; mRNA guanylyltransferase activity; ATP binding. Gene Ontology annotation, cellular component: nucleus.